CAUUAAUUAGAUGACAUCGGCUCAGCGAGACACAAGGCCUGGAGGCGCCACUAUGGCCCCGAUGGAGGCUGGCAGCUCGAGCCCCUGCCUGGGCCGGCUCACCCUAAAGGAGGUUAUGGGAGGUCAGAGGUCACGGGAUGUGGAGGAGCUCCUGAGGAGAUCCCGGGCGGAGCUGCUGUGGGUUCAGAGACAGCUGUCACUCAUCUCUAGGAGGAGCGCAGGCCACCCACGCGUCAGAGACAAGCUACGGAGUGACCUCCCAACCCAGCAACUCAGGGUGCUGCCACCCCAGAGCAUAGAGCGCUGGCGCCUCCUAGAGGAAAAGAACAGGUGCCUCAGGCUGGAGGUGGCAACCCUCAGGCAUGAAAGGCAGCAGUGCCGCUCCCUGAAGAAUGAGCUUCAACAAGCCCUGCAGGAGAAGAGUCGUCUGAACCAAGAGCUCUCCAGCCAGAUCCAGAGGGCUUCGCAGUAUGAGCGGGUGAAGUCAGACUAUGAGCAGCUCAGGGAGACCUGUACCUCUGUGAUUCAGGAGAGAGAUUCUGCCCUGAGGGAGAGGAGCCAGCUGCAGAGCAGGCUACAGCAGCUGGAGCAGCAUAUGCAUGAGGCUGCAGAGAGGCAACAGCAGCUGGAGAAAGACCACGAGUUGGCGCUGGAGGUUCUUCAUGCCAGACAGCAGGAGAUCAAACAUCUGCAGAAGGCCAGGGUUCAGGAACUGGAGAUGAGGUGUAAGUCUCAAGCUGAGCAAUUCAGCCUCCUAUACCAGCAGCUGGAAAGGUUCUGCUUGCAGUCUGGAACGGCGGACACUGUUGGAGACGAACCGCUUGGUCCCGUGGAUAAGACUCUGAUUCAUAUUCUCAAUGGACUAGCCUCCCAGGUUGAGGAAGGCCACACAAAUUCUGGUGACCGGUGGCUGAAGCCCAAGCUCCUACCAGGGACCCCGACCAGUGAAGGAAGGACUCAGGCAGCCCCCCCAGCCCUGGGUGGGUCUUCCAGCCCCCAGCGGGAUUCCCAGCCAGAAAUGGACGGUGACCUGAGCAGAACGACAAGGUCUGAGGCCCGAUUCACAGGCAAAGUCCGUCUCUGCACCGCUCGCUACAGUUAUAACCCUUAUGAUGGCCCCAAUGACCACCCGGAGGCAGAGCUCCCUCUUGUGGCUGGGAAGUACCUCUACAUCUAUGGCACGAUGGAUGAUGAUGGCUUCUACCGAGGGGAGCUGCCCGAUGGCCAGCGGGGCCUGGUACCCUCCAAUUAUGUGGACUUUGUCCAGGACAAGGAUGCGGCCCCCACCCCAGGCUCUGAUGACAGCCAGGAGGCGGAGCUUGACAGGGAGGAGGGGAGGCGGAGCCUCCAUGCUGAUGAGCUGGAGGAGGAGCUUGUACCCCACCCUCGCAGAAUCACCCUGAUCAAACAGCUGGCGAGGAGUGUGAUUGUGAGCUGGGAGCCCCCGGCAGGCCAGGGGGGCGGCGCCAACGAGACGGCCAUCAGCGCCUAUGAUGUCCUUGUGGACCAGGAGGUGCGUUUCCGCAUGCCCCCCACGGGCCGCCGCAAGCUGCUGAUUGAGAAGCUGGAGCUGUCGGCGCAGGCCUAUCGGAUCUCGAUCCGCUGUGUGACGCAACACGGCGUCUCCGAUGAGCUCCGCUGCAGCCUGCUGGUGGGUCACGGUGUGGUCCUGGCUCCGGCACAUCUGCAGCUCCAUAAUGUCACUCAGCACUCCGCCGAUCUGUCCUGGUGGCCCUGCGACAGCAACUACAAGCACGCGGUGCUGCUGGAUGGGGUCGAGCGUGUGCUGCUUGGCCCAGGUCGAUACCGCUGUCGGCUGUGUGGACUCAGCCCCAUGACAGUGUACCGGGUCACUGUAGUGGCACGGCCGCACCGUGUUCCCUGGCGGCUGCCGCUGGAGCAGCGUGAGCAAAGAGCGGCGUACCUGGAUCUCUGCACACUGCCUGCAGGUCCCCCCUUGCCCCCCCAGAAGGUGCAGGUGCAGUGCGGGCAGACGCCUGGUGAACUGCAUGUCAGCUGGAAGCCACCUGCGCUUACACCCUUGGGGACGUCCAAUGGUGCCUGUGUCACCGGCUACGCUGUGUGCACCAGAGGACAGAGGAUUGCAGAAGUGAUGUAUCCUGCAGCAGAACAUGUAACUGUGGAACUGAACCGGAUUUGGCACCUUGAGGUCCGAGAGCUUGUGGUUCGGACCCUAUCAGCGCAGGGCGAGUCCCAGGAUUCAGAGGUCGCCACCAUCCGCCAGGGGCUGAUGGUGCCUCCUGCUCCGCCCCCAGCUCCACACAUCCUACUUCCAGUCUGCCCCCACCUUGUUGACCUGCCACUCCCCAGUAUCUCUACAGACCCCCACAUCCCCAACCCCACCCCCCAGAGUGAGCCCAUCUUCCAGCCACACCAGAGCAUUCUACAACCACACCCGCUGCACAGUACUCCCCAGGCUCAGUUCGAACCAUCAGGUGAUAGCCAGGACAGGGAGGUAGAUCCAGCCCAUCAAUGCACAGAACCCAGCCAGCCCUGGGCUUUGGGCUGUCACCCACCACCUACCCUAGUGCCUCCAACCCUGGAGGCUCCACCCCUCCAAGCUCGUCGCUCACCUUCCCCCCAGAGGAUCCUGCCGCAGCCUCAAGGUGCCCCCAUUCCCAAUGUAAUCAUCAAGGCCAUCGCGAGAGAGGCGACACAGAGGGCAGAAUCCAACAUGAGCACUAUGAUUUAUGGCACUCGUAUUCAGAGCUCAGAUGAAGAAGAGGAUAAACAUGAGCAUGAAAACUUAAGACAGAAAGGAACUUCUGUGCAUGAGUUCCUUACAGACUCCGAGUUUGGAAGACAGCGAGGGCACAGUGUGGACUGCCCCAGUGAGAGCAGCCGGGGCUCAGACCUGUCCGCCAUCAUGGAGGAGGAUGAGGAAGAGCUGCACUCAGUGAUGGACAAGGAGGGUGUCCACCCCCGCAGUGUGCUUAAGAUUUUAGGGAGCUGUCGCCGUGUGGGCCGGUCUGCCCGAGUGGAUACAUGCUCAAACCGAAGGUCCGCCAGUAGCAGUGGAUCCUACCAGAGAAGAGCCAUCACGGUCCCAUCCAUUGAGAUCACUCCUGAGAGUAACAGUGAGGAGAGCCUAUCACUUGCCAAAGAACAGACCUGUUCUGAUGCCAAUCUGGCACAAAGAAAGUUAUGGCCUUCAUUUUACAAUGGAUCUUCAGAGCACAUAAAUGAUGGUGCCCUUGGUCAACAGCAUGAUGGAGUAGCAAGGCUCAAGGAGUCGUCUGGGAUAUUUGUCGCCCUGUUUGAUUAUGAUCCCCUCUCGAUGUCCCCCAACCAUGAUAGGGCAGUUGAGGAGCUCUCCUUCCAGGAGGGGCAGAUCCUGAAGGUGUUUGGUGAUAAGGACAGAGAUGGGUUCUACUGCGGAGAGAUUAAUGGUAGAACGGGCCUCGUCCCCUGCAACAUGGUGGCAGAGAUUGAAGCGGGGGACAAGAAUACGACAGACCAGCUAGUUCAUCAGGGCUUCCUUCCCCUCAGCACCCCAGUAGCUAAAAUCGAUAGGAAGAGGCAAGGUGGUCGACAUCCCCCAACACCCAAGAGGAAGAUGGUGGCACUCUACGAUUAUGACCCCAGGGAGAACUCCCCCAAUACUGACAUGGAGGCCGAGCUGACCUUCUCUGCAGGCGACAUCAUAACCAUCUUGGGGGAAAUUGAUGAAGAUGGCUUUUACUACGGUGAAAUAAAUGGACAAAGAGGCCUAGUUCCCUCCAACUUCCUUGAAGAAGUGCCUGACAAUGUUGAGAUCCAUCUGACGGGCACCCAAACUGUGCCCCAGGAAAGCAAAGAGCCUCCCCAGACCACAGCCUCCCCCAGUCCUGGCCCUUACCUACCUGCCAUCAGGGCCAGUAUGGCCCCCCAAAACCCAAUCUCCAAGAGGAAAAAGGGAUUGCUCUCCAAGGGGAAGAGGCUGUGGAAGAGGCUGGCGGCAGCCAGACGGGCCACCUGAUCAUGGAAUGACAUCACCCAGGAUCCUAUUGCCUUAAGGUCAACGACAAGUUCCCGUAAAUACAUUGGGACAGGUGCCAUGUAAUGACCUUUUGAAGACUUAUAAGGUGGGGAGACUCUCCCCAUUAUGGGAGCCCCAUUGACAGAUCGGUCUAGCAUGUACAGCCCUGCGGGUGGGUGAUAUCUGGAAUGAACAGCAGACUCCCCUACAGUUUUCAUGCCUACAGGCCUGAACCACUGAACAUACCACCAGAUGUUCAGCUGAAGCUUAAAGAACGAAUUAAAGACAUUGUGGAGUCAUAACAGAAAGCUAUCUGAUCUACAGAUUCCACUCCACCACACGAGUAUAAUUAAGCAUCUUUCAAAACUCCCAAUGUGCAGAAUAAAAGGUACUUGCUGCAACUCAUACUGUUUUGUGUGGGUAUUGUCCCAUCAAUACCCUGCAUGUCAUGUGACCAGGUGCUUUGUAAGCAGAAUUACCGUCAAAGUAUAAACCUCUCCAACACAAA
Messenger RNA from Paramormyrops kingsleyae, 4487 nucleotides. RefSeq names its product RIMS-binding protein 2-like. Gene Ontology annotation, biological process: neuromuscular synaptic transmission. The record is from RefSeq and is a predicted model, not a curated record. Gene Ontology annotation, molecular function: protein binding. Lineage: Eukaryota; Metazoa; Chordata; Actinopteri; Osteoglossiformes; Mormyridae.